UGUCCUCACUGCACCUUUAAUUCGCUCCUCGUGAGCGAGAUGACGUGAGUCACGUGCUUGUCUUGCCUCGCGCAGUUCCUGUACGUUAACGAAAGGCAGGAAGUAGCUGGAAGCUAAUAUGGCAAGCUAACGUUAAAAUCGCGUCUCUUUUGUCUGAAAUGUGACUUUUAAUUGGGCUCGCAGUCGUGUUUUUUGGCAGAAUAAGUCCCCGGACGGGGUUCGUCGAUCAACUUGUGUGGAGUAGGCGAAUGGGAUGUUUAAAAUCGGUGUUCAUACCAUGGCAACUUCUUAGCUAGCAAGCUUACACUCAGCUGUUUUGGUUGUGGAUAUACUUGGUUGUCAGGUGAAUCGUUGCUCCAUACUCUUAGCAGAAAUUUACAGUGAGAGACUUCUUCGUGUUUGUGAAUUGCUCCGGUUAGGUUGAUGAGGGCACCACCGUGAUUGCGUCACCAGCCGCAGGUCAGCUAUAUCUGACAAGUGCCAAAUCAAGGUGGGCUCAAAAACCAAAGAUUGGUCCGCUCAGAAAUCAGAAGUUUGAGUCAAGAUGCAUGACGCCUAUGAGCCGGUACCUAUUUUGGAAAAACUUCCUCUCCAGAUUGACUGUCUGGCGGCCUGGGAGGACUGGCUGCUUGUCGGAACCAAGCCCGGGCAUCUCCUUCUGUAUAGAAUCAAAAAAGACGCAGCCACCAACCUUUUUGAAGUGACACUAGAAAAAUCUAACAAGAACUUUUCAAAGAAGAUCCAGCAGCUUUAUGUUGUCUCACAGUACAAAAUACUCGUCAGUCUUCUGGAGAACAACAUCCAUGUGCAUGACCUCCUGACUUUUCAGCAGAUCACCGUGUUGUCCAAAGCAAAAGGAGCCACGCUGUUCGCAUGUGACCUGCAGCAAAGCAGCUCAGGAGAGGAAACACUGAGAAUGUGUGUUGCUGUGAAAAAGAAACUCCAGCUUUAUUACUGGAAAGACAGAGAGUUCCAUGAACUGCAGGGCGACUUUGGUGCUCCAGAUAUUCCCAAGUCCAUGGCGUGGUGCGAGAACUCCAUCUGUGUCGGCUUCAAAAGAGACUAUUACCUUAUUCGGAUGGAUGGUCGUGGCUCCAUCAAGGAACUCUUCCCCACAGGGAAACAGUUGGAGCCGCUGGUCGCCCCGCUGGCUGAUGGGAAGGUUGCCGUCGGACAGGACGACCUCACUGUGGUCCUCAACGAAGAGGGGGUAUGCACCCAGAAGUGUGCCCUGAAUUGGACGGAUAUCCCCAUAGCGAUGGAGCACCAGCCUCCAUACAUCAUCGCAGUGCUGCCCCGCUACGUGGAGAUCAGGACCUUGGAGCCCAGGCUGCUGGUGCAGAGCGUGGAGCUGCAGAGACCUCGUUUCGUCACGUCGGCAGGGCCAAAUAUCGUGUAUGUAGCCAGCAACCACUUUGUGUGGCGCCUGGUGCCCGUGUCCAUAGCCACGCAGAUCCGGCAGCUCCUUCAGGACAAACAGUUUGAACUUGCUCUCCAGCUGGCAAUGAAAGAUGAUUCAGACGGCGACAAGAAGCAACAGAUUCAUCACAUCCAGAACCUUUAUGCAUUCAACCUGUUCUGUCAGAAGAGAUUUGAUGACUCCAUGCAGGUUUUCGCCAAACUCGGCACAGAUCCCACACACGUGAUUGGCCUGUACCCAGACCUUCUGCCGUUAGAUUACCGCAAGCAGCUGCACUACCCCAACCCUCUGCCAGCACUGUCUGGAGCAGAACUGGAGAAGGCUCACCUUGCUCUCAUCGAUUACCUCACCCAGAAACGCAGCCACCUGGUGAAGCAGCUCAACGACUCUGACCCAUCCACCACGUCGCCGCUCAUGGAGGGCACGCCCACCAUUAAGAGCCGCAAGAAGCUCCUGCAGAUCAUCGACACCACCCUGCUGAAAUGUUACCUGCACACCAACGUGGCCUUGGUGUCGCCUCUCCUGCGCCUGGAGAACAAUCAUUGCCACAUCGAAGAGAGCGAGUAUGUCCUGAAGAAGGCACACAAGUACAGCGAGCUCAUUAUCCUCUAUGAGAAGAAGGGCCUGCACCAGAAAGCUCUGCAGGUUCUGCUGGAUCAGUCUACCAAGGCCAACUCCCCUCUGAAGGGCCACGAGCGCACCGUGCAGUACCUCCAGAGGCUUGGAGUUGAGAAUCUGGGAAUGAUCUUCGAAUUUUCUCCCUGGGUCCUAAAGAUCUGUCCUGAAGAUGGGUUGAAGAUCUUCACAGAGGACCUGACCGAGGUGGAGACGUUGCCCAGAGACAAGGUGCUCAACUUCCUGAAGGAGGGCUUCAAGGAGCUGGCCAUUCCAUAUUUGGAGCACAUCAUCUAUGUGUGGGAUGACACGGGCCCGCAAUUUCACAACACACUCAUCCAGCUCUACCUGGAGAGGGUCCAAAGCCUGAUGAAGCAGUACCUCAACUCGCUGCCAGAAGGAGUUGCUGCCGUUGCUGCAGGGACGGAGAAAGGUGAACUGGGAGAGUUUAGGAACAAGCUACUGUCCUUUUUGGACAUAUCCAGCAGUUAUGAACCAGCGCGACUCAUCAGUGACUUUCCUUUUGAUGGUCUGCUGGAGGAGAGGGCCCUGCUUCUGGGUCGGAUGGGAAAACACGAGCAGGCGCUCUUCAUCUACGUGCACAUCCUGAAAGACACGCGCAUGGCUGAAGAAUACUGCCACCGCCAUUACAGCAGCUCCGUGGAAGGAAAUAAAGACGUUUAUCUGUCUCUGCUGCGGAUGUACCUGUCUCCUCCGGACGUGCACUGCCUGGGGCCCAUCAAGAUGGAGAUGUCGGAGCCGCAGGCCAACCUCCAGGCUGCCCUGCAAGUCCUGGAGCUGCAUCACAGCAAGCUCAACACCACCAAGGCCAUCAACCUGCUGCCAGCCAACACUCAGAUCAAGGAGAUCCGAGUCUUCCUGGAGAGCGUCCUGGAGGAGAAGGCUCGGAGGAAACGCUGCAACCAGGUGCUGAAGAGUCUGCUGCAGGCCGAGUUCCUCAGGGUGCAGGAGGAACGCAUCUUCCACCAGCAGGUCAAAUGUGUCAUCACGGAAGAGAGGACGUGCAGAGUGUGCAAGAAGAAAAUAGGAAACAGUGCGUUUGCCAGAUAUCCCAACGGCGUGGUGGUGCAUUACUUCUGCUGCAAAGAUCGCAACGCGUGUCCCACGGAGUAACUUCUACCCAGGGAAACCUUCUCUCGUUGACUCAUGAGUGACAAAAAACAAAAAAAAACUUCUUUUUUGCCGCCUCCUUGUCGACGCUCAUCGACUCAGAACGGACUGACGGGACUUUGAGAACGCCGCGUGCCUUUUUUAGCGGACAUUUUGUAGCCUGGGAAGAAGAGGAAGCGUGUCGCCUCAGAACUGGAUUGGACGCCCCGCCCACAUAGGUGGCGCUGUAGCGAGACGAGAGGACGCCACGCGCCGCUACUUUUGCAACUCACGAGAUUGUACUCAAUUUUGGUCAUCAUUGUUUCCGGUAGCAUGUGUCGCUAGCAUGUGUUAGCGGGAAAGAUGUUUGUGUUCUUCACUGUAGAUCACGGCCCACUUUUCUUCGUUCCAUGAAAUGUCUAUGAAGGAAAGCAAAUGGGACUCAAAUGCAGAACUUUACAGGCUUAUUUAUUUCAAACGGUACUGGAUUUGAAUGCUUCAUUUGUGCAUUUUAGUACAACUUCCUCAUUUAAAAAACAACAACAAAAAAAACCCUCCACGCUGUUACAAGCAGUGAAUGUUUCAUCUCAUUGAUCGGGUCGAAGUGUUUGUUGACAUCAUCCAAGACUGUUCUGGAAGCACGGCCACAUUGAUACUGACACGCUGCUCACUUUCAUUUCUAACAAACACUUUCCGGUGUGUGUGUGUGUGUGUGUGUGUGUGUGUGAUGCCACAAAGUUUGACUGUUAUCUUGCAAACUCAAUAAUAAAAAAAAUAAAGAAAUAAAACCUGGGCCCUUUAUUCAUGUGCAAACAGAUCAUUUGCGUGUGACUGGCACAACAUGUUCAAUGAGAAAUGGAGACCUUCGUAACUGUCUUGCAUCGAGAGCAGGGGUCGGGAUCUCAGAUGUGGCUCUUUUGAUGACUGCAUCUUCACAUGUUAAAAAUGUAUUUUAGUUUUUUUGUUCCCUGACCUUUUAAAGUACAUUACAGAAAUCACAUUGUUAAAAAUAACGCUCAAAAUCUAAAAGUUUGUUAUGCAUUUCAGUCCAUCCAUCCACUGGGUGGCCAGAGCCAGUGCCAGCGCUGUCCUUCCCAUAUUUUCCGGGUCACCAAAAUUCGAUUAUCCCUGGAUAAUGCGGAAGCCUACUCGCAUCAUUGAGAUGUCAAAAAGUCAACUUCCCUUCCUUUAAUCAAAUAGUCCGCUCGCUAAUUCUGUAGCGCCGACCCUUUUGAGGACGGAGAUGGUGAAAAGAAAAGGAUUCGGACUACGGUGCAAAACCACGCAGCACCAGAAGUCGCAUUAACGGUAAGAAGUAUUUUAUUUCUGAUUGGUUAGCUUCAGUUUAACAAUGUUAAUAAAAAGAAUAACUUUUGAGGUCUCCCUUAAAAAUGCCCACAUUUAGUUGUAUUCAGUGUUAAAAAAUAUGAUCCGGCUCUCAAGGAAAUACAUUUUAAAAUAUGUGGCUUUUAUGGCUCUCUUAGCCAAAAAGGUUCCCGACCCCUGAUCUAGAGCAAUGCACUGGCUGAAUGUACAAAAAUGACCAAAACCCCUACAGUAUACUGGUACUAUGUUUUUACAAUGAAAUCAUUUCUAUUAUCCAUUAUUUUUGAUGGUAUUUAUUUUAAAAAUAGCUUUUUUUAAUGUCAAGAAACCCUCAAAAUGUGUAGGAAUAAGAGUGCUUUACUUUUUGGUCGGAAAUCCUCCAAGGUUUUCCCAAGGUUGACUGGACCCUGACAUGAGUGCAUGCAAAGCACCGUUCCAUACCCGCUGUUACUGAAUGUCACGUUUCAGAAUUUUGCCUGUAAAGUCAAUCCGAUUUAAAUUUCUUACAUUUCAUUUGAGUAGUAGUUUAAUGUAUUUUCAAUCUCAUUUAAUUUUUCUCACAAUUGAACGCAUUCAGAAGGUCUUUAAAACUCCUCUAAACAUGUAUUUCAUUUUAUUUGAUUUAUUUUCAUGCUGUUAAACUAAUGUAAUCAUUUCUUGAAAGUAAUUUUAAUCCUUUUGCAUUUAUUCCCCCUGAA
Dunckerocampus dactyliophorus (ringed pipefish) is the source of this 5169-nucleotide messenger RNA. RefSeq names its product VPS39 subunit of HOPS complex (gene vps39). Bases 545 to 3169 code for a protein of 874 amino acids. Gene Ontology annotation, biological process: autophagy; vesicle-mediated transport; intracellular protein transport. The transcript is spliced from 24 exons. Gene Ontology annotation, molecular function: protein binding. NCBI's taxonomy places the organism in Eukaryota, Metazoa, Chordata, Actinopteri, Syngnathiformes, Syngnathidae. The record is from RefSeq and is a predicted model, not a curated record. Gene Ontology annotation, cellular component: membrane; cytoplasm.